AUGUCUGAGCAAGUCAGCGAACUGCGCAACCUCUAUGAGAACUGCCUGAGGAUCCGGAGCAAUACCGUAGAGCAGGUCCGAACACUCCAGGGGAACGUGAACGAGAUCGUCAAUAGCAUCGAGGAAUACUCGAAGUUCUGGGGCUCCGCAGUGGACGUCUUGGAUCGACUUCUGCCCUCGCCGGAGGCCCCACAACACGCGGAGUUGCUCGAACUCAAAACCCAGCUGCACGCCCGGGACGUCACCAUUCGGAUCCAGGAGAACCAACUCCAACAGCAAGAUGUGCUGCUCCAAUCGCAGGUUGUCCUUCUCGAAGCCCAGGAAACCGUCCUGGCCGUUUCACGCGAUGCUGGCCAGCGGGCAACCGCGCAGGCGAGGGAGGCUGAAAUGGAGCUGGCGUUGCUCCGGAGCUGCGCCGGGUCGACUCCUGACACGGACAGGAGAAUCCGGCAGCUAUUGUGUCAGACCAGGGCGUUGCAGCGCCGCAACAAGGAACUCAACGCUCGAGUCCAGGACAUAACGACCGAGUUGGAAAAGGCCCAGAACGUCCAGGUCGGCCACGACGUAUGCCCCUCGUGUGCAGAGAAGCAAGCCGCGGUCGAACACUCCGGCGACAUGAAGCAGGAAGAGGCCGACUACACCUUGGAUACCAAACCGGCCUUGGCUACUAUGUAG
Cladophialophora carrionii CBS 160.54 is the source of this 675-nucleotide messenger RNA. RefSeq lists its product as uncharacterized. The record is from RefSeq and is a predicted model, not a curated record. The coding region runs from base 1 to 675 and encodes 224 amino acids. Lineage: Eukaryota; Fungi; Ascomycota; Eurotiomycetes; Chaetothyriales; Herpotrichiellaceae. The transcript has a single exon.